Molecule: messenger RNA, 1356 nt
Organism: Aspergillus bombycis
Lineage: Eukaryota; Fungi; Ascomycota; Eurotiomycetes; Eurotiales; Aspergillaceae
Product: FAD-dependent oxidoreductase
Exons: 2
Coding region: 1-1356 (451 amino acids)
Molecular function (GO): FAD binding; monooxygenase activity
Source: RefSeq, a predicted model, not a curated record
AUGCCGAGCGAUAUUCUCGUCGUCGGUGCCGGCAUUGCUGGUCUCGCCAGUGCCAUUGCCCUCUCCAACGAGCUCGCCCCCGUUAUUCCUGGGUUGAAAAUCACAGUGUAUGAUGGCGCAUCUGAGCUCACCACGUCGGGCGGCGCCAUCAGUUUAACGCCGGUCGCUCAGAGGUAUCUCGACGAGCUAGGAGUCUUAACCGAGUUGAAUCAGAUGGGCGACCAGGCUGGUAUUGAAGUAGAUGCCAUUGAUCUAUUUUCCGUGCGUGCCGGUCGCCGUUUGGGCCCCCUCCGAUUUACCGACGAGAACGGACAUGGUUACGGUGGCUAUAAGGGUCGUCGGGUGUUGCGCAGCGCUUUGUCGGAGGCCAUGCUGGCAGUGGCUCGCAAGCUGCCGAAUGUGUCGGUUCACUACGAUAAAAAGCUAGUCGGAGGAAGCACAACACCGGAGAAUGUCACGUUGCACUUCGAAGACGGUUCAACCGCCACGGGGGACUUGGUUUUGGGAUGCGAUGGGGUUCACUCGGCGACACGGACGAAAAUCGUAGAUCCUGGCAACCGAUCUGAAUAUACUGGUGUCUCUUUCAUACAAAGCAUGGCCGACGCCCGGAACUUUACCGCAUCGAUGCCCUUCACUCAAACCGCGGUACAUCUCGCCCGGCAUAGCUCGCUCCUGACGAGCUACUGCGACGCAAAACACGAGAAGCUCUUUGUGGCGGCAAUCGUCCGCGUGAGUGAACACCUGAUCGAGAAAUAUCAAGCAAUGUCGGGAACGGACCUGGCGGCUCAGAAGAACAUGAGGAUGUCAAUGCGUUACCUGGUCCGGGCGCAGUUCGGCAUGUCAAGCCUACCGUACAUCCGCGAGAUCAUUGACCGAACCGAGGAUUGGAUGCUAUACCCUGUGUAUCAGGUUCGCCAACGAGGGAAAUGGCACACAGAUCGGAUACUUUUACUCGGCGAUGCCGCGCACGCAAUGCCUCCGCGCGAUGAAUCGGCGGCGUAUGCUGUAGAGGACGCGAUCAUAUUUUCCAAACUCUUGGCCCAGAACCCCGACUGCCAGCUGAUCGCAUUAUUUGAAGAAUAUGAAGAGCUUCGGCGAGGGCUAGUUAACAAGGCAUUCGAUGCGUCACGCAGGCUGUGGCAAAGUGACCUUGACAAGGGCCUCUUUCCCGGGCAAACUCGCGAUCUGAUGUCUCCUGUUCACCUUCCACCUGACAGCUGUGUUGGAAAGCGUGCCACACAGCCGAUAACCAAGACGAAUUUACCCGCUCCGACCCACGAGAGCUUCUCAGAUCUGUCUGUGUACUCAUUGACCAGCGAUCUCGGGCGGACUGUCGACGCACCGAAUGGCAGUUAA